This is a messenger RNA of Gongylonema pulchrum, 456 nucleotides long. NCBI's taxonomy places the organism in Eukaryota, Metazoa, Nematoda, Chromadorea, Rhabditida, Gongylonematidae. The record is from the annotation of a GenBank genome assembly.
AUGUAUCUGUCAGCAGUGGUAGUUCUGCUCCUGCUAGUAGAUUAUGCAGUCGCAGAUCCGAAAUGCGAUCCAUCCGCAUACAAGUUAUCAAUGAUUGCUGUUCAUGAGGGCAGUGAUGACGCCCUUGAACGAUUAAGGCAUUCAGCUGAGCGGCACUCCAUUGAUUUUACUGUUGUUGAUCUAGCAGCAGAAAAUGUGGCCAGGAAUAUUGAAAAUACUGAGAUUCGAAGUACGCGUUUUCGUCGACUUCUAACCGAAAUUGAUGCAUUGAAAGCAAGAAGCACUCACAUUUUGCUUGUCGAUGGAUUUGAUGCGAUUGUUACGGGCAAAGAAACAGAAAUACUGUGUCAGUAUCUUAGCGCUUGCACCAACUGCCAUGCUCUUCUGCCAUCGAAUCGAAUGGGAUCUAAGGAAAGGUGUCAAACCGUUUUUUUUUUGGUCUUUGAUUUUAAAUAG